GCCUGCUCGGCCAUUCCAUUUGUAGCCUUCCCCAUGUUUCCAUCUACCGACUGCAACCCAUGACCGGAUCACCCUCUCCUGCCUCGCAUCUGCAGUGCCUACCUUCCCUCUUCCUCCAUUAUUAAUGCCCUCCUCCUCCCCCCACCCUCUCCGAUAGAUCAGCUACGCGAGCCUCUCCAACAUGACGCUCCUGGGUUGGAUGCACCGGAAGCUGCGAAGCAAUAACGACGUCUUCAAAGAGUUCAACACCACCGGAGGCGGGGCCUGCAACUGCAUCGCUGGACUAGCCUCGCAGGACCACGAGUACUACGAUGAUGAUGCUUUCGUCGCCAACCAUCCUUCACCGCCGGUCAACGCCGACGACCUCUUCACCUUCGGCGGCAGCGGCCUCCUUACCAUUGGCACGCUAGGGUUCGCCGCCAUUAAUGUCCCCGGAGAAGACGAGGGCCACGAAGACUAUGAUGUUGAUGAUGACGACUGCGUCGACAUUGACCUUGACAACAUCGAUGGCACCAUCGACGAAGUUAACGAUGGCAAUGUUGAUGAUGGUGCUCUCACACCUACCUUCACCUUCCCCCAGCUUGAGUCCACCACCGCGGAGAAGGUGAUGGUCAGCGUCGAGGCGAUCGCGGAAAAAGAUGACGUCGCCACCACGGAGGACGAACUCAUGCUGGUGAGCGCUGAGUUGGAGAAGGUCCUCGGGGGCAGCAACGUGCCGUCGGCACGGGUAAGCUUCGCCAUGGGCAUCGAUUGCCCACUGCAGGGCUUCCUACUUGGUUCCCCAGUGUGCAGCGACACUGAAUCAUGGCCAGAGAAGCCAAACGGCGGUGGACGUCGUGCCUCGCUCGGUGAGUUGUUCAUGCGGACACGCUUCACGGAAGAGAAGGGGGCCCUAGUCGCCGUCCAGGAGAGCGAGGAUGGUGGUGAGAGGGAGGAAGGGAAAGUAGGGAAAGGCGGAGACGGCGGUCACAAAAGGACGAAGAAGUGGAGGGUGAAGGAUGAGAAAGGCGCUGGCGGCGACGGAGUGCCAGCCAGUGCAACGGCCAAGAGCAAGUUUCAAAAGAUCCUGAAAAUCUUCCACAGGAAAGUCUACCCUGAAAGCACUAUGCUGACCAAGAAGAACCGCAAGCGGGGUACCCCAGACAACGGCGGCGGUGGCGGUGCCACCGACGAGUCGGUGCCCUCACCGACUCCGAAGAAGACCGGGCCACGCAGGCUGAGCUUCGGCUGCUGCUGCACGAAGCGCUCCUUCAGCGCCUCCCCUGUUGACGACGGCGGUGAGGAGCUCAACGGCGACAAGAGCGGCCACUGGAUCAAGACCGACGCAGACUACCUGGUACUGGAAUUAUAGAUGGAUGCAAGGAAGAAUCAACAACUGCUGGCCUGAAUGUGAUGAUGAACGACUGGAUCAUAUAUAGUGAGUGUGUAUCAUAUGUGUUUUCAAUCCUUAUCCCCCUGAAUGUGUUGUAUGUGUCAAGAUCAUAAAGAGAGAAAACGACUGUGAAAUUAUAUCAUGUCAAUCAAGUGUGUGGUGAUGUGUACAAGUCCCUGUGGGCUUGUGACAGAGAUCACCACGACGUGUACUAAGAUUUGAUUUGCCUCCUGUUGAUGCGAUUGGUGCUUUGGGAACUUA
Messenger RNA from Aegilops tauschii subsp. strangulata, 1633 nucleotides. RefSeq names its product protein LAZY 1. The record is from RefSeq and is a predicted model, not a curated record. NCBI's taxonomy places the organism in Eukaryota, Viridiplantae, Streptophyta, Magnoliopsida, Poales, Poaceae. Gene Ontology annotation, biological process: regulation of auxin polar transport; gravitropism.